Eruca vesicaria subsp. sativa (arugula) is the source of this 1068-nucleotide messenger RNA. Lineage: Eukaryota; Viridiplantae; Streptophyta; Magnoliopsida; Brassicales; Brassicaceae. The record is from the annotation of a GenBank genome assembly.
AUGGUUAGAGGAGAACAUAAUGCUUACAUCCCGACCGAUCUCAUUCCAGAGAUACUCUCAAGAUUGUCUCGAAAGUCAGUAGCAAGGUUUCGUUGCGUGUCAAAGUUAUGGCGGUCUAUACUUAGCGGUCCACGUCUCUUAUUCGCACUUGAACGAUCCAACCAUGAGUUUCUCUUCUUCUCAUCUCAUAGUCCAUACGAGAAGUCGCCUCUUGUGGUAACUGCUGAUUUUCACAUGAGGUUCUCUCAAGACUUGUAUCCAAAUUUUGGUGGGUUUACCUCUGGUUUGAUAUAUUUCUCUCAUUUGCAAAUAUCAAAGAAUGAAUGUUGGCAGCGUCAGAUAUACAAUUUAAAUACAGGACGGAAUAUGACUUUACCUAGACUGGAUAGGUACAGAAAGUGCAAUAGCUUCCUAGGGUUUGAUCCGCUUGACAAGCAGUUCAAAGUAUUGUUCAUGGCUUAUUUAGGUGGUCCUGAUGAUGAUAGAAUCCUGACGGUAACCACAGGAAAAAAAAAGUGGAGAAAGAUCGAAUGUCCGAUAAGACCUGAGCCCUCGUGUGAUCAUUGGAUAUGCAUCAAUGGGGUUUUGUAUUACAUAGGUAAAAAUGGAGGUGAUAGUUACUUGAUAUGUUGCUUUGAUGUUAGGUCUGAGAUAUUCCAGUUUGUUGAAGCAGAUUGCUUCCGUAAUCCACAAGUUACUCAACUGAUCAACUAUAAGGGUAAAUUAUGUGGAAUAGACUUGACAUAUAAUGAAUCUAAUGCCAUUGUGUUGCAUAUGUGGAUUCUAGAGGAUGUUGAGACAGAAGAAUGGUCGGAAUAUGUUUACACUUUGCCGGAGAACGAUAUCUAUGAGAAGAUUGUUGUUGUUGGGAUGACUACUACAGGUGAGAUUAUUCUUUCAGAGAAGUAUACAUCGAAACAGUUUUGUGUUUUCUACUUCAGUCCCGAAAGAAACACUCUCCGAAGAGUUGAAAUCCGAGGUGUUGGAAAAUACCGUGAAGCUUUUGAGGAUGACUCCAGAGUUCAUGCAUUUUUAGACUACCUAGUAGAUGCCAAGUUUAAAUCAUAA